Messenger RNA from Diatraea saccharalis (sugarcane borer), 2133 nucleotides. Lineage: Eukaryota; Metazoa; Arthropoda; Insecta; Lepidoptera; Crambidae. The record is from the annotation of a GenBank genome assembly.
GCCGUAUUGAGCUUUGUGAGCCAUUGUAAUAACGUUUAUCUUUUUACACGCGAAAUGUUUGCAAUGGGCCCUGAGUUCUAUAAUUUUAUAAAAAAAUUGGAAGAUAACAGCGACAAACUCUUGUCUUAUACACCUUGUUCCCCAGAGGAGCAACCAGCUGACUUUGAGUUUAAUGUAUGUUGUUUUGGAGGCCAUAAUAGCUAUUUCUAUAAUUUGUACAAAUAUUCAAAAAUAAUUGUUUUGUUUCAGAAUUACACUUGUUAUGUCUGCAACGGUUACUAUGGUCCUAGUUUCGGUGAACCAGUUUGUGUGACGUGCCAUGCAUUUUUAUUUCCCGACUUCCCAUCAUAUUUUCCGAGUUCAUAUUUCUCUAGUGAAAAGACUGAUGAUGGCGACUCGGGGAAUGAUGAACCAUCUGAUUUAAAUUACAGUGCUGACCGUAAAAUAUACAGAGCAUGUCAGUUACCUGCUUGCUGGUAUUACAGAAAUUCUUUGGACAGUGAGACAAGCCCUGAAGAUGAAGUUAGCCGUGCCAGUGGUUUGGGUGCCAGUGGCAGUGGUAGUAGUGGGUCAGGCUUAUCAGGUGCUGGGCAAGCCCCUCCCCCUCAGCCACCUAGUGUUGCAUUAUCCCUUCAAGCCCUUUCUACACCACGGCCACCAGAUAAUCUGCCUCCUGGCCUUCUUGAGCAGUUACCUUCUGAAGUGCUGCUAUGCAUCUUCAGCUAUCUGGAUGAUCUAUCGUUGUGUGCGUGCGCAUGUGUGUGCGCGCGAUGGUGGCGGUUGGUUCGUGCUCGCGUGCCUCCACCACGAUGGGCGACGUUCGCAGCUCGUCGGUGGCCACUGUUCCGACCGCUAUACACUAGCAUUGAUUGGCAUAAGAAAUACCAGUCCCUAGUGGAGUCAUGUUUUUGCCGAAAUUGUCUCGUGCAAAUGUGCGUGCUCGCACAGCCUGCCGGCGAAGAAAACGCUUGGCGGCGAAAUCGGCUGCGCAACGAGUUAAAGAUGCUUCGUAAUGACCCUCCUGAAGGCAUAGCGGCGACGCCUUUAGAUCCCAAGUGCUGUCAUUGGCAAGCGAGUGUCACGGGACCUGACGGCUCGCCGUAUGAGGGCGGAAUAUUUUAUCUCUACAUUCAAGUACCUUACUCGUACCCCAUGAGCCCGCCGGUGGUCCGAUUCCUGACUCGUAUCUUGCAUCCGAACGUGUCUCGUCACGGCGACGUCGGCAUCGACUCUGUACACCAUAACUGGUCUCUCGCACUCACCAUCAGUAAAGUCCUCAUAUCGAUACAAAGCUUACUCACCGACCCGUAUACAGCUGUAUGCAUGGAGCCUGAAGUCGGAGAAAUGUAUGUCCGCGAUCGACCCAGAUUCGAAUCCUUAGCGCGGCGGUGGACGUGGCGAUAUGCGAUGCACGAUAUCCUACCUUAUUGACUUAACAUUAGGAUAAUUCUUAAAAAAUUUCACUGUUCUUGAACCGACCAAAGGUCAACUCUAAUCAGGCUAAAAUUAGCACGCAAUUUUAGUUUGUCCUAUGUCCUAUAGGAUAAGGUUGUUAUUUAUAAUUUUUUUUAACAGUGAAUUGCUUUUGUAAGAGAAAAGUUCUCUAUUAAUCUUUAACUCACAGUACAUAUUUUAUAAAUAAUUAAAUUCUAUUAAACUAAUUUGUAUAAAAAUGAUAUGCUAGAUCUUAUAAACCACUUAAAAGAAUGUGCUUAUUGAAUUCUGUUUAAUUAUUAUUAGAAAUGUAUACCGCGUGUUACAAAAAUACCCGUUAUAGCUGAAGGGUGUUGAAGUAUAUCAUAUAAACAGUACUCUGCCAAAUUUUCAAAACCUUUGCAUUAACUUUUAACUUUCAGUAAAAAGGCAAAUUUUUAAUAAUUAAUAAAUACAUCGAGUGUGCUAUGUCACAUCACUAUUUUAGGUUAAUGACCUUACCAGGAGUAAUGGCACACUACCUAUCUCCUAUGUUUUCUAAUUUUUUUUUUUCUAUUCUCCUAGUACACACCCACACAUACACACUAAGAAUGAGAGAGAAAAUAUACUUAAAAACAUGUCUGCGUUUGCCAGUUUACACAGUAAAUACUUAACCUAUUUCGAUCGAAAAUAAAAUGAAAAGAAAUUAAAUAGGAAUCA